CGACUUUGACCAGCGUUGCAAUUGCAGCCUACUCCGCCGCCCUAUCGUUCUCGCCUCUCCCUACUAACCCACCUACCGGAAGAGACGAGGGUGGCCGCCGCCUUCUCCCGCUCUGCCUCUCUUCAUGGGCCAGGUCGAGAGCCAGGCUACCCGUCCGUCGGAGGAGCCUUCUCCACCCGUCGUGGAGCCGUCGCCGCCGUCUUCUGCCCCGCCUCCGUCCUCCCUUGAGGCGCUUGCCGCAGAGGCCAUGUCAUUUGACGAGGAUGACACUGAGGAGUCAAUCGAAAUGAAGGUACAGAAAGCUCUGGACUGUCCAUGUGUCGCUGAUUUGAAAAAUGGUCCUUGUGGAGGUCAAUUCGUCGAUGCAUUUUCCUGCUUCCUCAGGAGCACAGAAGAAGAGAAGGGAUCGGAUUGCGUGAAACCCUUCAUCACAUUGCAGGAUUGCAUUAAAGCAAAUCCAGAGGCAUUCUCUAAGGAGAUUUUGGAGGAAGAGGAGAAUGAGAAGGAGGCAGAUAAGUCCAACCUGAAAGUUAGAGCUCCAUCAUGGUCCAGAGAAUCCAACCCUAAGGUUUGAGAUUGCAUGAUAUUAAAUGAUAACCGUAUAGAAGUUCUCCAGUAGUGGAGUAGCGGAUUGAUUUUAGAGAGAGCAAAGAGGCAUCAUAAAUUGAUUGGCAGAAAUACCCAUAUUUAGUUUGGUAGAAAUGCCUCACGAUAUUUUUUUGAGAAUGUACACGUCAAUUCAAGUAUCAACCUAGAAACAAUGAACAUGUAAUUCGAUUCUUUAAGGAAAAUGUUUAGUGAUUUUGGUGUUUGAUGGUGAAAAUAACAUUUUGGACUAAUAUAUUUGCUAGUGUUUAUGUUU
Zea mays is the source of this 862-nucleotide messenger RNA. RefSeq names its product coiled-coil-helix-coiled-coil-helix domain-containing protein 4. The record is from RefSeq and is marked provisional. NCBI's taxonomy places the organism in Eukaryota, Viridiplantae, Streptophyta, Magnoliopsida, Poales, Poaceae. Bases 125 to 574 code for a protein of 149 amino acids. Gene Ontology annotation, molecular function: protein-disulfide reductase activity. Gene Ontology annotation, biological process: protein import into mitochondrial intermembrane space. Gene Ontology annotation, cellular component: mitochondrial intermembrane space. The transcript has 4 exons.